Messenger RNA from Hypoxylon fragiforme, 2778 nucleotides. RefSeq lists its product as uncharacterized. Bases 1 to 2778 code for a protein of 925 amino acids. Gene Ontology annotation, molecular function: protein kinase activity; ATP binding. NCBI's taxonomy places the organism in Eukaryota, Fungi, Ascomycota, Sordariomycetes, Xylariales, Hypoxylaceae. Gene Ontology annotation, biological process: protein phosphorylation; signal transduction. The transcript is spliced from 2 exons. The record is from RefSeq and is a predicted model, not a curated record. Gene Ontology annotation, cellular component: cytoplasm.
AUGGCUGCACAGGCAGACCUGCCGUCGCGUGAGCCCCCACCACCCUCAGAUACCGGUAGACUAGCUAGCAUAUUGAAGAAAUUUCUUGGGAAGGAAAACAUGCUGACCUCUUCGACAACACAUACUCAAGAGUCCAAAGAGUCCAAGACAUCUUUGGAAUCUUCGCAUAGCUCAGGCAUAAUCAGAAGGGUCUCGAGGAAAGUUUUUGUCCCUACUUUGCCCCGCGCUAAAACUUUCAAGAGACAGCAAUCCGAAGGGAGGGAGAGGCUCGCGCCACAGGAGCCCACGCCAGCCGAGCGUAGGGCUGUUUCGGCCGAUAGGCGGUUGCGAGGUAGUCAACGCAGUAUCUCCCGCGUACACCAAACCAUUCCGCGCUCAAGUGCGCCCGAUUUUUCCCACGAUACUCAAGCUUCCCUUAGCCCCCCUGCCGUGAUAUCACAGCAGGUGACGCCGGCUGCUCAAACUCCCAUCGAUGAAAAACAAUCAUUAGGGCUUCAAGAUGUGGGCAGGGCCAGUAUAGAAGGGGACCAACAUGUCGGAUCUAUACCGGUACCCAGCUAUACAGAAACUCUCUCGCCUGUCUCACCCUUUGAUGCUCAGUCCACUACGACAUCUCAGUAUGAUACAAUGAUCAAUGAUGAGCUUGAACGAAAGUGGAUUUUGAACCUGAGUAUGCACUUUCGAGACAAGUCGAAGAGAGAGAAAUUUUUCGUCACUUAUCGAGAGGACGAAAACACCUGGAGACGGGUGACAAUCUCUCUAGAUUAUCGAAAUGCGCCAGACGAUUCAUUGGAGAAGGAUCUCCUUCACAUCAAAUUUCAAAGGGAGAAGAGUGCCAAGAUCUACGAGGCGAUACGCGAUAGUCUUCACGAUAUUGAAUUCUACCCUACUGUCACUAAUCUUAAGCUUCAGACGACGGAAGGGAGAUUGCAUGUUCACGUGGUAGAAGAUGUCAACGAGAUCAUACAAUAUCCCACUGUUCGUCUAGUUCAACACUUGAAAUGCCGUCGCAUCAGGGAGAGAGAUCUUUUUUUCGACUCGCAUAUGUCAGGAUUUGUCUACAAGGUUCGCGUAGCUGGAAAAACACUCAUCAAGAAAGAGAUUCCAGGGCCGGACACGGUGGAUGAAUUUCUCUACGAAGUCAACGCUCUCAACUCUUUACGGUUUUCCCAAAACGUGAUCGAAUUCUACGGAGUGGUGGUUGACAAUGAGGACGAAUCUGUGAAAGGCUUGCUCAUCAACUACGCCGAGAAGGGUGCGCUUAUUGACGUGAUCUACGAUUCCCAAGAAGAAGAUCGUCCCUUACCAUGGCCCCUCCGAGAGAAGUGGGCGAGACAGAUCGUUCAAGGUGUAUCGGAUGUUCACGAAGCCGGGUUUGUACAGGGUGAUCUUACGCUCUCUAACAUCGUCAUUGACUACGAAGACAACGCGAAAAUAAUAGACAUAAACAGACGUGGAUGUCCGGUAGGCUGGGAGCCUCCAGAGGCGACUGCGCUUAUUGACACGAAUCAGCGAAUUUCGAUGUACAUCGGUGUAAAAUCCGAUCUCUACCAACUAGGAAUGGUUUUGUGGGCACUUGCGACGCUGGAGGAUGAGCCGGAAGCACAUGGACGUCCGCUUCGUUUGGCUUCCGAAAUCGAAGUCCCGACGUGGUACCGCACGAUGGUGGAGUAUUGCUUGCACGAAGAUCCACGUGUUCGACUUCAAGCUACCGAACUGCUUACGUUGUUUCCCGAGCCCGCGUCUCACGACGACGACUUCAGUGGGCAGGAUUUGCCUUCCAUUUCCGUCGAUGAUGGGGUUUCUCUCCGGGAAUACAUAGUGAGAGGAACUCAACCCAACGGUCAUUCCCAAGUGAGACCAGUUCUGCCUCACAACGGCUGGUCAUAUGCUCAAUUCGGUAAUACACAUGCUACGUUCAGUCAUACACAUGCUACAUCGCCUGGCUACUCCGACGAUCCGUACCACUAUCCAUCGAGGGGACGAUCUCCGGCCAGAUCACUGCCGAGUAACCACGACAUGUAUAGUCCGCCAUACAUGGAUCGGCGCAACAUGUGGUCCAAUAGAACUAUAGAACCUUCUGCCAGCCACGUGGAUCUAGGAGAAGAGGGUGAGAGGGUCGACACACCGAGGGAAAAUCACGCUCCGGGAGAAAUAGCGGCGAAAUUACAACGAGACUUGGAUCAAUUGGAGGCGGAGGAAACACAGAAAACGGGUGGCGAAUCUCAGCCAAAUGGCGCCACGCUGGCAACCGGUGCGAGCAGAGAGCCUGAGGUAGCCGACGAGGCCGUCAAAGAUGCCUUACCUCUAGCUGACAAUGGUACAGAAGCUGUCACACCUGUUUACAGGCCUACUACGAAGGCUACGUUCGAUAGGGAAACGAAUCUGGAAGAUUCGCAACAUGAGACUAGGGACGAGAUUCCGAGGCAAUCCGAAAUAAUAGGAACCAGCGAAACGAGGGGCGUGGGGACGGACAUCCUUGGAACGCCUAUCCAAAUCGACGAUGCCGUUCAGCCGCCAGAAGAAGUUGAUGGUGAAAGCGAAUCACUAAACUAUACACACGACAGAAGAGAGGACGUGCCAGCGCGAUCAACAGAAGCGUCGCCGUCAAGAGCAGCCAGGUCUCCACCCAAAAACGUACCGGCUGAGCUGACAGGCAUCGGGUCCGCAUACGAUAAACAGCACGAAGAAAUUCGUAAACUAACAUUCUCGGAAGAAGACCUAGGUCUAGCGCCAACAGCUACGAAUAAAUGCGACAUCUCUAGCCUGAGAAUAUGA